CUGGCGGCCGGGCGCGAGGCCAGAGGCCGGCCCGCGGGUCAGGGGGAAGGGUUCCGGCCUCGGCCGAGAGCGGGGGGCUGGCCAGGACCGGCGGGAAGCCGGGCCAGGGGAGGAGGAAGAGAGUCUGGGCCGAGAUCAAAGGGGAAGCACGUGUGCGGAGCGGCGGCCGAAGCCGGAGCAGGACGCCGAGGUCGCAGCCUACAGUCCCCGCGGCCGCCCCCCGCCAGCACCGCCCGCCCCGCGCCCGCGGCCCCUCCCCGCGUCCCAGUCUCCUCCCCGAGGGCUCGGGGCCGGGCCGCCACUCCCUCCAGCUCCCGCCCUCGGCCGCGCGCAUCUCAUUCCAGCCCUCAUUCCUCACAUUCCAGGCUUCCUCCUUUCAAACCCCAGGCCGGGGGCGGGGAGGGCCCGCAGCUCCCGGCUCCGCCGUGCGGCCGCGUCCCCCAGCGCCCUCGCCGGCCUCCCGGGACCUCAGCGGAGCCGCGGCUGGAAGAGCGGCGCCGGGGCGGACUCCGCGGGACUGGCCCGGCGCGCCCGCCCACCUCCCCGCACCCUGGGACCGGUCCAACGGGCGCUCCUCCAAGCGGAGCCUUGGAGGGCACGGCCGGCACCAUUACCUCCAACGAGUGGAGCUCUCCCAACUCCCCCGAGGGGAGCAACGUCUCUGGGGGCAGCCAGGCCUUGGACAAGCCCAUCGACAAUGACGCGGAGGGCGUGUGGAGCCCCGACAUUGAGCAGAGCUUCCAGGAGGCGCUGGCCAUCUACCCGCCCUGCGGUCGGCGCAAGAUCAUCCUCUCAGACGAAGGCAAGAUGUACGGUCGGAAUGAGCUGAUCGCCCGCUACAUCAAGCUCCGGACAGGGAAGACCCGCACCAGGAAGCAGGUGUCCAGCCACAUCCAGGUGCUGGCUCGGCGAAAAGCCCGCGAGAUCCAGGCCAAGCUAAAGGAUCAGGCAGCUAAGGACAAGGCCCUGCAGAGCAUGGCUGCCAUGUCGUCCGCCCAGAUCAUCUCUGCCACAGCCUUCCACAGUAAAAUGGCCCUCACCCGGGGCCCAGGCUACCCGGCGGUCUCAGGGUUUUGGCAAGGAGCUUUGCCGGGCCACGCCGGAACGUCCCACGAUGUGAAACCUUUCUCUCAGCAAACCUACGCUGUCCAGCCGUCACUGCCUCUGCCAGGGUUCGAGUCUGCCGCAGGAGCCUCCCCGUCGCCCUCCGCGCCCCCAGCACCCCCGUGGCAGGGCCGCAGCGUGGCCAGCCCCAAGCUCUGGAUGUUGGAGUUCUCCGCCUUCCUGGAGCGGCAGCAAGACCCCGAUACGUACAAUAAGCACCUGUUCGUGCACAUCGGCCAGUCGAGCCCCAGCUACAGCGACCCCUACCUCGAAGCUGUGGACAUCCGCCAGAUUUACGACAAGUUCCCGGAGAGGAAGGGUGGUCUCAAGGAGCUCUUUGAACGGGGACCCUCCAACGCCUUUUUCCUCGUGAAGUUCUGGGCAGACCUCAACACCAACAUCGAGGAUGAGGGCAGCUCCUUCUACGGGGUGUCCAGCCAGUACGAGAGUCCCGAGAACAUGACCAUCACCUGCUCCACCAAGGUCUGCUCCUUUGGCAAGCAGGUGGUGGAGAAGGUGGAGACCGAGUACGCGCGCUACGAGAACGGCCACUACUCCUACCGCAUCCACCGCUCGCCGCUCUGCGAGUACAUGAUCAACUUCAUCCACAAGCUGAAGCACCUGCCCGAGAAGUACAUGAUGAACAGCGUGCUGGAGAACUUCACCAUCCUGCAGGUGGUCACCAACAGAGACACGCAGGAGACCCUGCUGUGCGUCGCGUACGUCUUCGAGGUGUCGGCCAGUGAGCACGGGGCUCAGCACCACAUCUACCGGCUGGUGAAGGAAUAAGAGACCGGGGAGCAGGGAGGGGGGCAAGACAUCGUGUGUGCAGGGACGUGGGGAGGGGACCCGCGGGGGCAGCCCCCCCAGAGCGCCAAGAGAGUUGCGGUCAUGACGCUUCUACCCAGGAACAAACUGCCUGAACCCGCAGUGCCUAAGCCCAAUAAACCCAAGAUCUGUGCGUCUUCA
This is a messenger RNA of Balaenoptera musculus (blue whale), 2073 nucleotides long. RefSeq names its product TEA domain transcription factor 4 (gene TEAD4). Bases 808 to 1893 code for a protein of 361 amino acids. The record is from RefSeq and is a predicted model, not a curated record. Gene Ontology annotation, molecular function: DNA-binding transcription factor activity, RNA polymerase II-specific; RNA polymerase II cis-regulatory region sequence-specific DNA binding. Gene Ontology annotation, cellular component: transcription regulator complex. NCBI's taxonomy places the organism in Eukaryota, Metazoa, Chordata, Mammalia, Artiodactyla, Balaenopteridae. The transcript has 13 exons. Gene Ontology annotation, biological process: hippo signaling; embryonic organ development; regulation of transcription by RNA polymerase II.